AUGCCCUACUGCUAUGCAUCGAUGGACAGGAAGCCCUUGAUGCCCUAUACUCCGAAUGCCUUUCGCUCUCGCCUGGCUGUCGAUGAUGCCCCGGUGCCCUACAAGAACGCGUCCACCAUCGAGUUCAAUGAUGGCAUCCACACCUGCCACAAGAGAAGGUUCCAGACCACCAACGCAACGGUGUACACGGGCGAGCCUUGCGAUCCUAGGACGGUUUAG
Molecule: messenger RNA, 219 nt
Organism: Symbiodinium necroappetens
Lineage: Eukaryota; Dinophyceae; Suessiales; Symbiodiniaceae
Source: the annotation of a GenBank genome assembly